AUGGCAUCUGCAUUAAGUCAGGUCAGUUAGCCAGUUGGUAAUAAUGCCUCUGCUCUUUCAGCACCAGCUAACUAGAACAAUCAAGAAGAUCUAUAAUUCGUGGGGAGAAUGAUUAAGCCUGCAGAAGUCGGCUAAAUUUGGAACUCUCCUAGUCCACAAGAAAAUCUAAUACCUGUGAUAAACAAAUAUAUUGAAUUUUAGAAGACUUAGAAUUCAACUUUUGAUCAAUAUGAUGAGUAUGAGAAUUGGUUUGAAAAUGAAGAGAAACUAUUACUUGCUGAUUACAUCCUUCAAAACUUGACAUUCGCUUGUGAUGAGCUUUAACUCUCUUAGAAUCAUUAUGCAGUUGCAUUAAUAUUGAAUGCAUUCAUCGAUGUUGCAUUAAUUAAAGAAACUCAUAGGUCUGAUUACGAUAAAUUCAGCACUCAAACUAGAUUCACUCUAUUAAGAAACUUUUGUUAAGAGUAAUUCUAAGCUAAGGUCAUUCAAAGACAUCAUGUCAAAUAAAUCAUUGACUUCGCUCAUAAUACUAUCUUUAAACAUUUAGCUCUUUUUGAAAGUGUUUUCAAUCAAAAGAGAAAAGAAACUGUCAAGAGUAUUAAGGUUACUUUGCCUGAGUAGCAAGUGGCUGGUAAUCUACAAACUAAUUGCUAAGAAAUUGUUGAGGAAAGACAUGAUGAUGAAAAUCAGAGAUCUUAAUAAGAUUUUUAUUAAGAUUAGGAUGACCAAAAGAAUGAGGAAUAGGAGUAAGAAGAUGAGAUUGACCCUGAUGAUCCAUUAUAUGGUCUUGAAUAAAGACUUAGACACAUGAACCUAGAUGAAGAUAGCAGAAGAAUUAUAAAAGAAAAACUGGAAGAAGCUAAUAGUAAAAUAAAAAAUGCUCUAGAAGAUAGACAGAGAAAUUUAGAUUCUAAACUAGGAGACAAAGGUGGAGCUGCAGCUGGAUAGAAGAAAAAAUGA
Messenger RNA from Stylonychia lemnae, 960 nucleotides. NCBI's taxonomy places the organism in Eukaryota, Ciliophora, Spirotrichea, Sporadotrichida, Oxytrichidae. The record is from the annotation of a GenBank genome assembly.